AAGAAAAAGGUGGUUCCCAGUUACAGGGUGACAGGGUAGUAUCCUUAACACGUAUUCUGUUCAGACUGAGAGACUCAGAUCAUCAUCUUUCAACCGCGAACACCCAAAGCCAAAAUCUCUGCUUCUACUCUCUUCACUUUUCGCCUCGCAUCUGUAAUAGCAAGUAUUCAAUGGCCUUUAUCAUUGUUGUAGAGUAAAUGGAAGGAGAAGUGGUUGCACGACUGUUCCAAGGAUAUCAGAUAUUUGCUGGCGAUUAAGUUAUUUCUUCUUGAACAAAAACCUCAAUGGUAGCCCCAAAAUUUUCUACUAAGCCAAAAAUAUGCUACAGGCCCAUUCGACCUUCUGACUUAGAGACUUUAGAGCAUAUCCAUACGAAACUGUUUCCCAUCAGGUAUGAAGCUACUUUCUUCCACGAUGUGGUAAAUGGAUGUGACAUUGUGUCAUGGGGAGUUGUAGACUCUAAUCGACCAGAUGGCCGGUGUGAUGAGCUCAUUGGAUUUGUGACAGCACGGGUUGUUUUUGCGAAAGAAAGCGAGAUAGUGGAUCUGCUUGGAUAUGACUCGGCCAAAUCAGAUCAAACUUUAGUUUACAUUCUGACGCUUGGAGUAGUGGAUACUUAUAGGAAUCUUGGAAUCGCAUCUUCUCUGAUUAAGGAGGUCAUAAAAUAUGCUUCAAGCAUUCCAACAUGCCGAGCUGUUUAUUUGCACGUAAUUUCUUACAACAACCCGGCAAUCUUUUUGUACAAGAAAAUGUCUUUCAAGUGCAUAAGGAGGCUGCAGGGUUUUUAUUUAAUCAAUGGCCAACAUUAUGAUUCAUACUUGUUCGUGUACUAUGUAAAUGGGGGACGAUCUCCUUGCUCACCAUUAGAGCUACUUGCCGCAAUAGUAAGUUACUUGAGGAGCGGCUUUAAGUUGAUGGCUGCAAGGCUGUGCAAGAGUGACGACAGGAAGAUCUCAAAGUGGGCAAAGUGUAAAGAAAGCCAUUCUCUUGUGUCCCCAACACAUAACAAGAGAAACCUAGCAGUGGAGUGUACUGGAUAUGAUGUUGUUUAAUCCUAUAUUUAUUUAUUUAUUGUUUCUUUUUUAGUCUUUACCCUUCCUACUAUUACCUGUAUCAUUCAACUCUACUCUUGAUUGCCUCCAGAAAAGGUUAUAUUGAAACCAAAUAAUACCUAUUGUAACUACCACGUGCUUAAUAAACUUCCCAUCUCCUGUAGAAGUUUUUACUGUUUGUGCAAGCUAUGUGAUAUUGUUGACCAUUUUAACAAUGAUAAAUUGCAUUGAGUUUCCAUAAA
Arachis ipaensis is the source of this 1294-nucleotide messenger RNA. RefSeq names its product histone acetyltransferase MCC1. Gene Ontology annotation, cellular component: Golgi membrane. The record is from RefSeq and is a predicted model, not a curated record. Lineage: Eukaryota; Viridiplantae; Streptophyta; Magnoliopsida; Fabales; Fabaceae. Gene Ontology annotation, molecular function: histone acetyltransferase activity; protein-N-terminal amino-acid acetyltransferase activity. Gene Ontology annotation, biological process: N-terminal peptidyl-methionine acetylation.